This is a messenger RNA of Arabidopsis lyrata subsp. lyrata, 1007 nucleotides long. RefSeq lists its product as uncharacterized. Gene Ontology annotation, molecular function: zinc ion binding. The transcript has 4 exons. Bases 218 to 886 code for a protein of 222 amino acids. The record is from RefSeq and is a predicted model, not a curated record. Lineage: Eukaryota; Viridiplantae; Streptophyta; Magnoliopsida; Brassicales; Brassicaceae.
AUUCCUAAUAUCAUUUCUUUAAUAUUUCGUUUGCCUUCUUCUACUAUUUAUUCACACUACAUAUCACACAUCUCUCUUCUUCUUUUUGCUUUUGGCCUUCUUCUUCUUCUUCCUCAAGAACCCUAAAUAUAUUUCAUAUUUUUUGGAUGAUUUUGAUCGGAGAAAUAUAAAAUCUGCUCAUUUGAUCUAUCAAAGGAACUCAGUUUCUCAUACCAAAAUGAAUCUGAGUGAGAAGAGAAGAAGUGAAGAAGAUUGGAUUGAUACACUACUGAACUCAGAGUUCUUUGGGAUAUGUAUGAAUCAUAAGUAUCUUCGAAAGAACGAGAAAAAUGUGUUUUGCAUUGAUUGUAAUGUGGAAAUCUGCAGACAUUGUUGUAACACAGUUACAGAUUCACAUUACCUCCAUCGUCGUCUUCAGAUCUGCAAAUACGUUUAUCAAGAUGUUCUUCGUCUCUUCGAUAUCCAACACUACUUCGACUGUUCCGAGAUUCAGACAUAUAAAAUAAAUGGAGAGAAGGCAAUACAUUUGAAUUCAAGGCCACAAGCAAAAGAUGCAAGACCUUCGACAAAAUCCAAGAAUGGUGCUUCAUGUGUGACUUGUAAAAGAUAUAUUCAAGAUCGUCCUAAUCGAUUUUGCUCUAUCUCCUGCAAGAUAUCAACUCCUUCAAAAAAGCAUAAAUUUUGUUUUUCUCCAAAAUUGGAACAGAGUGUUUUGGAGAAAGAACACUCUAAUCAAGAAGAAAGCUUAGAAGAAAAAAAAUCGUGCACAUCGUCCCUCACUGAUGUUUCAGAAGAUUCUGAAGUUUUAUUGUGUAAUUUUUCAUUGAGACCACUCAUGAGAAUACUCAAGAGAAAAGGAAUUUCUCGAAGAUCUCCUCUUUAUUGAAUUUUCAUUUUUAUUUUGGAUUUUGUCAUCAAACCAUACAUUAUGUGUAUUUUAUUUUUAAAAAAGAUAUUAUAUCGGGUAUCAAUAUUAUGUUUAAAAGUUAAUAAGUUUUAAAGAGAAA